AUGUCGGACGGAGAAGAGACCAUGUCCAACCCCCCCGUUGCCGCCGACGAGGUCGAGGUUUCGGCCGACGCUGGCGCCGGUGGCCAGAUGUCCGUGCUGGACGCUCUGAAGGGCGUUCUCCGCAUCUCGCUCAUCCACGACGGUCUUGCCCGUGGACUCCGCGAGGCCGCCAAGACCCUGGACCGUCGCCAGGCGCACAUGUGUGUGCUCAACGAGGGCUGCGAGGAGGAGGCCUACAAGAAGCUUGUUGUGGCGCUUUGCUCCGAGCACAAGAUCCCCCUCAUCAAGGUCCCCGAUGGAAAGAUGCUCGGCGAGUGGGUUGGUCUUUGCCAGCUUGACCGUGAGGGCAACGCCCGCAAGGUCGUCAACUGCUCUUGCGUCGUCGUCAAGGACUGGGGUGAGGAGUCCCAGGAGCGUUCCGUCCUCCUGAACUACUUCCAGACCGAGCAGUAA
Aspergillus melleus is the source of this 453-nucleotide messenger RNA. RefSeq names its product 40S ribosomal protein eS12 (gene RPS12). The transcript has 3 exons. Gene Ontology annotation, molecular function: structural constituent of ribosome. Lineage: Eukaryota; Fungi; Ascomycota; Eurotiomycetes; Eurotiales; Aspergillaceae. Gene Ontology annotation, cellular component: cytosolic small ribosomal subunit; ribosome. Gene Ontology annotation, biological process: translation. The record is from RefSeq and is a predicted model, not a curated record. Bases 1 to 453 code for a protein of 150 amino acids.